AGAUAUUUUAUAAGUUUUUAACUCUUUAAAGUUAAUUUUUGGUAUAAAUAUAUGAUUAAUUAAUGAAGGAUAAUAAACACUUAUUGGUGCUCACUAUAGGUAUGCAUUUGUUAAAUCAAUAAACCUUCCUACAUACACAUACGCACAUGAAAAGCAUUAAGUAAUGCAUUUAAAAUGUGCUUAUGCCUUGGUCCUGCUAAAUCUGGUAAAACCUUUUUAAUGAAAAGAUUACAAGGAGGUGACAUGGAUGAUGCAACUCAUACUGUUUCUACAAAUGGCAUUAAUCUUUUUACCGUAAAAAAUAAGACAGGUGAAUUUGACAUGGUCAUUAAAGAAAUUGGAGGUGGUAUGGCACCAAUAUGGAAACAUUAUUUUGAUAAGGUUCGAAAAAUUAUUUAUGUAAUGGAUACAAGUAAUCUUUGUCAGAUAAGUGCAGCAGGAGUAUUACUAUAUUCUUUGUUGGUAGACCCUAGAUUGAAAAAUAUAAAAAUUGCAUUGACGUUAAACAAAAUGGACCUCUCUUAUCGUCAAAUGCGUAAUGAAGCCUUGCUUAUGCUUCAAUAUACUCGCCUGCAAAAAGAAAUUACGCAAGAACUGACUAUAUUUGAAACUAGUGGAAUGACUGGUCUAGGUAUUGAAAAAUUAAGGGAGUGGUUAUUUGAUCCAGCUACUUUAAAAUCUGCUAUAAUUGCCAAUAAGUAGAAUUAACAUAUAAUAUGAAUUGAUUUUAUCUGAAAGUGAAUAUUUCUUUUUAUUUACACUCAAUCUUAUGAAGGUAUAAAGAUUAUACAGGUAGAGAGACUUAUCAAUAUCUGACACCAAUGUUAUUUUAACAUAAUGUGUUACUAAAUUCUUUUCAAAUUUGUUUGUUUAUCCUCAAAAGCAUAAAUAUCAGAAGUAAAACAUCAUAUCAGUUUAAUUAAUUUUCGUAAUAGUUAUAAUACUUGAUCAAAAAGUUCUUGAAUUCAUUUUAAGUAAGUACUAUUUGAUCGAUUUUGAUAAUCAUAAAAAUGCGUU
Messenger RNA from Megachile rotundata (alfalfa leafcutting bee), 1017 nucleotides. Its product is annotated as ADP-ribosylation factor-like protein 16. NCBI's taxonomy places the organism in Eukaryota, Metazoa, Arthropoda, Insecta, Hymenoptera, Megachilidae. Gene Ontology annotation, molecular function: GTP binding; GTPase activity. The record is from RefSeq and is a predicted model, not a curated record.